UGCGGGAGGAGCCGCGCCUGGAGCCGGCCCGGGGCCCCGGAGGGCCCCGCUCGCCCAAGCUGGCGGCCCCGGCGCGCAUGGAGGAGCCCGCGCCCGGCGCCAUCGUGGUGCGCAUCGGCAUCCCCGACCUGCAGCAGACGAAGUGUCUGCGGCUGAACCCCGACGUUCCCGUGUGGGCGUCCAAGCAGCGCAUCCUGUGCACGCUCAACCACAGCCUCAAGGACGUGCUCAACUACGGCCUCUUCCAGCCCGCCUUCAACGGCCGCGCCGGCAAGUUCCUGGACGAGGAGCGGCUGCUGCGGGAAUACCCGCUGGGCCCCGGCGCGCCCCUGCCCUACCUGGAGUUCCGCUACAAGCGCCGCGUCUAUUCCCAGCCGCUGCUGGACGACAAGCAGUUCGCCAAGCUGCACACCAAGGCGAACCUGAAGAAAUUCAUGGAAUACGUGCAGAUGCUGAACUCGGAGAAGGUUUGCCGGCUGCUGGAAAAGGGGCUGGAUCCCAACUUCCAUGAUCCCGACACCGGAGAGUGCCCGCUGACGGCGGCGGCGCAGCUGGAGCUCAGCGCCGAGAUGAUCAAAGCGCUCCGGAACGGCGGAGCCCACCUGGAUUUCCGGACCCGCGAGGGAAUGACGGCGCUGCACAAAGCCGUGAGGUGUCGGAAUCACGCGGCCCUGCUGACGCUGCUGGAUCUGGGAGCGUCCCCGGAUUACAAGGACAGCCGGGGGCUGACCCCGCUGUACCACAGCGCCAUGGUGGGCGGGGACCCCUACUGCUGCGAGCUGCUGCUGCACGACUACGCCCGCCUGGGCUGCGUGGACGAGAACGGCUGGCAGGAGAUCCACCAGGCCUGUCGCUACGGGCACGUGCAGCACCUGGAGCACCUCCUGUUCUACGGAGCGGACAUGACGGCGCAGAACGCCUCAGGAAACACCGCCCUGCACAUCUGCGCCCUCUACAACCAGGAAAGCUGUGCCCGGGUUCUCCUCUUCCGAGGCGCCAGCAAGGAAAUCCGGAAUUACAACAGCCAGACGGCGUUCCAGGUGGCCAUCAUUGCAGGGAAUUUCGAGCUGGCGGAAAUCAUCAAAACCCACAAAGAGUCCGAUGUUGUGCCUUUCCGAGAAACUCCCAGCUACACCAAGCGCCGCCGGCUCCUCGGCUCCGGCGGGUUGGCGUCGCCGCGCGUCCUCCAGCGCUCGGCCAGCGACAACAACCUGAAAGCCGAGAGCCGCACCUCGUAUUCCCCGGUGCCGUCGCUCCGGAGCCUCCCGCCGCAGCUCCUGGUCCAGAUGCAGGAAGAGCGGGAGCGGGAUCAGGAUCGGGAGCGGGGUCGGGACCGCGCCGGCAGCGGGGCCCCCCGCGGGGGCCACCCCCGGCCAUGCCCCGCCGGCCCCGCCGGGCCCCCCGCCGGCCCCGGUGCCGAGCCCGCGCCCCACGCCGCGCCCGCCCCGCUGCGCGGGCCCAAGCGGAAGCUUUACAGCGCCGUGCCCGGCCGCAAGUUCAUCGUGGUGAAGAGCUACGCGCCGCAGGGCGAUGGCGAGAUCCAGCUCAACCGCGGCGAGGCCGUCAAGGUGCUGAGCAUCGGCGAGGGCGGAUUCUGGGAAGGCUCCGUGAAGGGCAGGAGCGGCUGGUUCCCGGCGGAAUGCGUGGAGGAGGUGCAGAUGCGCCAGUACGACUCCAGGCAAGAAACCAGGGAGGACCGGACCAAGCGGCUUUUCCGGCACUACACCGUCGGAUCCUACGACAACUUCACCUCCCACAGCGGAGGAUCCAAGGUUCUGGAGAAGUUUGGGAAUGUGGAACAUUCCCAGCUCAUUUCCCAGCGGAUGAUCCAAGCCGAGACCCCGAUCGAGGAGUUCACGCCCACGCCGGCAUUCCCAGCGCUGCAGUACCUGGAAUCCGUGGAUGUGGAAGGAGUCGCCUGGAGAGCGGGAUUGCGCACGGGGGACUUUCUGAUCGAGGUGAACGGAGUGAACGUGGUGAAGGUGGGGCACAAGCAGGUGGUGGCGCUGAUCCGGCAGGGCGGGAAUCACCUCCUGAUGAAAGUCGUGUCCGUCAGCCGCAAGCCCGACUCCGAGGAGGGAUCCCGCAAAAAGGCUCCGCCGCCGCCCAAGAGAGCGCCCAGCACCACCCUCACGCUGCGCUCCAAGUCCAUGACGGCCGAGCUGGAGGAGCUGGCCUCCAUGCGGAGAAGGAAAGGGGAGAAGCUGGAUGAGAUCCUGGCGGCCGCCGAGCCGGCGCUGAGGGCGGAGCUGGUGGAGGCCGAUUCCAGGGCGGCCACGGUGAAACAGCGCCCGACCAGCCGGAGGAUCACCCCUGCGGAGAUCAGUUCCCUGUUCGAGCGCCAGGGAAUGGCGCAUUCCGGGGUCCUGGCGGGAACGGAGAAGCCCCACGUGUCCCUCCGGAAGGGAAUUCCACGGACCAAGUCUGUAGGGGAAGACGAGAAGCUGGCCGCGUCCUUGCUGGACGGGAAGUUCCCGCGGAGCACCUCCAUGACGGACACGGUCCGGGAAGGCCACGGGAUCCCCCCUCCCCCGCAGACCGCCCCUCCCCCGCCCCCCUCCCCCUAUUACUUCGACACCGGCCCCCCUCCGUCCUUCUCGCCGCCGCCGCCGCCGGGCCGGGCCUACGACACCAUCAGGUCCAGCUUUAAGCCGGGCUUAGAGGCCAAACUGCACGGGCUGCCGCAGGUGCUGAGCGCGGCCGAGAUGUACGACCAGGCCAGGGGCUCCAUGCCCUACCCCGAGCGGCAGAAGAGGGCCCGCUCCAUGAUAAUCCUCCAGGAUUCCUCCCACCUCCCCGUGGAACCCACCGAGAUCCCGCGGCCCGGCCCGGCGGUGACGCCUCCGGAGAAGCUCAAGAGGAAGGGCCGGGUCAUCGACAACCCCUACGCCAACAUGGGCCAGUUCAACGUGAGCCUCUUCGCCCCCACCAAGCCGCAGAGGAAGAAGAGUCCCCUGGUCAAGCAGCUCCAGGUGGAGGACGCCCAGGAACGGGCGGCCUUGGCCAUCACCGGCGGCUACUCCUCCCGGGAGCCGUCCCCCACGCGCCGGAGCCACCGCCUGGACUACCAGCACCACCCCGGCAUCGCUCAGGUGGAAGCCGCCGGCCUCCCCUUCGCCACCGCCAUCGCCGCCGGCGUCAUGAAGGACCGGGACCGGCGGCUGGACGAGAGGAGGAAAUCCACGGUGUUCCUGUCGGUGGGAGCCAUCGAGGGGCCGGCGCCGGGCGGCAGCGAGAUGCCGUCGCUGCAGCAGUCGCGCUCCAUCGACGAGCGGCUCCUGGGCAGCCGGGACGUCCUCCUGCCGUCGCCCGUGUCAGCUUUAAAGCCAUUAAUCAGCAGCUCCUCCUCGACCUUCAUCCACCCCCUGACGGGAAAGCCCCUGGAUCCCAACUCGCCCCUGGCGCUGGCGCUGGCCGCAAGGGAACGGGCGCUGUCCACUCAAGUCCCAUCCCGGUCGCCCACCCCGAUCCACAGCCCCGACUCGGACCGAGCCGCGCCCCUGUUUGUGGAUAUCCAAACCAAAGAACCGGACAGGGGGGACUUGGAGAGCUUGGUGUCCCCCGCCUACUCCCCCGGAGGGAAGGCGGUGAUGGCGGCCGACGCCGGCGCUCUGACCCCCACCAAGAGCCCCUGGGGGACUCCGACCACCCUGCGGAAGGAGCCCGAGGUGCGAGCGGAGCCGCCGGGCAAGGAGGAGAAGAAACCCGAGGACAAGAAGUCCAUGAUCAUCAGCAUCGUGGACACGUCGCAGCAGAAGACCGCCGGCCUCAUCAUGGUCCACGCCACCAGUAACGGUCAAGACGAGAUAGGCCUGGAGAUCAAAGAGGAGAGCCCGGCCGUGCCCGAGGUCUGCGCCGAGCCGGCCGAGUCCCCCAAGGCCGAGCCCCAGCCCAGCCCCGUGGGGAAGCCGCCGGCCAGCCCGGCCUCGGAGAAGGCGCUGGGCCAGGGCAGCUCGGAGGAGGAGGUGGAGCCCUACACGGUGACCCUCCCGCCGGCCCAGCUGUCCUCCAGCGACGAGGAGACCCGCGAGGAGCUGGCCAAGAUCGGGCUGGUGCCGCCCCCGGACGAAUUCGCCAACGGGGUGCUGGUGACCACCCCCGGCACCCCCGUGAGCCACCUGGCCGCGCCCGGCACGCCGUCCCUGCCAGCGGCAGCAGUAGCACCUUCUCCCCCCGGCGCGACACCCUCAGGGAAGCCCUCGGACGCCCCCGCGGCCCCGGAGUCGGCGGCGGACUCGGGAGUGGAAGAGGUGGACACCAGGAGCUCCAGCGACCACCACCUGGAGACCACGAGCACCAUCUCCACGGUCUCCAGCAUGUCCACGCUGUCCUCGGAGAGCGGCGAGCCCACCGACACCUACACGUCCUUCGCCGACGGCCAAACUUUUCUACUCGAGAAGCCACCAGUGCCUCCAAAGCCCAAACUCAAGUCCCAGCUCAGCAAGGGGCCGGUUACUUUCAGGGACCCACUUUUGAAGCAGUCUUCGGACAGCGAGCUCAUCUCCCAGCACCACGCGGCCACGCUGGCGGCCACCAGCGCGGCCCGGCCACGCUACCUCUUUCAGAGAAGGUCCAAGCUAUGGGGGGACCCCAUGGAGAGCAGGCCCGGCCACGGGGCCGAAGAGGACAAACCAACUGUGAUCAGCGAGCUGAGCUCCCGCCUCCAGCAGCUCAACAAGGACACGCGCUCCUUGGGCGAGGAACCGGCCGGCUCCGCCCUGGAUCCCGGCAAGAAGUCGCCGGUGGUGGCCGCACGACUUUUCAGUAGUUUAGGCGAGCUCAGCACCAUUUCCCAGCGCAGCUCCGGCACCACCUUCACCGUGCGGCCCGGCAGCCGCUACCCCGUCACCCGCCGCACGCCCAGCCCCGUCAAACCCGCGGCGCUGGAGCGGCCGGAGCCCCUCAGCACCGUCCGGCCCUACGGCCUGACGCCCCCCACCAUCCUCAAAUCCUCCAGCCUCUCCAUCCCCCACGAGCCCAAGGAAGUCCGCUUCGUGGUCCGCAGCGUCAGCGCCCGCAGCCGCUCCCCGUCGCCGUCGCCGUCGCCGGGGCCGCCGCUGCACACGCUGCACCCGCCGCGGCCCUUCAUGCAGAAGCCGCUGCACCUGUGGAACAAGUACGACGUGGGGGACUGGCUGGAGAGCAUCAACCUGGUGGAGCACCGGGACAAGUUCGAGGACCACGAGAUCGAGGGCACCCACCUGCCCGCCCUGACCAAGGAGGACUUCGUGGAGUUGGGGGUGACCCGCGUGGGGCACCGCAUGAACAUCGAGCGGGCGCUCAAGCAGCUGGUGGACAGCUGA
Messenger RNA from Vidua chalybeata, 5303 nucleotides. RefSeq names its product SH3 and multiple ankyrin repeat domains 3 (gene SHANK3). Gene Ontology annotation, molecular function: ionotropic glutamate receptor binding; synaptic receptor adaptor activity. NCBI's taxonomy places the organism in Eukaryota, Metazoa, Chordata, Aves, Passeriformes, Viduidae. The record is from RefSeq and is a predicted model, not a curated record. Gene Ontology annotation, cellular component: dendritic spine; postsynaptic membrane; postsynaptic density.